AUGUAUAUUGAGAAGUUAAAUUUGAACUCUGAAAAUGAGAAGAUCACGAGCUUAGAUUUCCAGGCUCAUGGCGAUAUGAAUAGAUUAGCUAUUUCUAGCUUACACCAAAUAAAAAUAUAUCAUAUUCCUUUAAAGGAUAAAUGUUUAAGGAAUAAUAAAAUAAACAUUGAAUUGUUAUUUGUAAGUAAUGAUCAUAAACUUGUUUAUAUUAAUACGAUACGUUGGAGUUUCAAUGGUCUCUUUUUGGCUAGCUGCGAUAGUGGAGGUACAUUAGUAUGUUAUGAGUUGGAUUUGAAUAAAAAAAAAAUUAUGGAUGAAAUAAAAAAAAAUAAUGAAAAUAAUGAAAAUAAUGAAAAUAAUAAUAACAAUAAUAAUAACAACAAUAAUAAUAAUAACAACAAUAAUAAUAAUAACAACAAUAAUAAUAAUAAUAAUAAUAAUAAUAAUGUUAAUAUGAUUAGUACCUAUUCAUCCAUAGGAAAUAAAGAAGAAUGGAAAAUGACAAAAUGUGUAAAGAUACCAGAAAAUGGAGAAAUCUUUGAUUUGUCAUGGUCUAGAGAUAAUGAACAUGUUGUGUGUGGUAUAUCGAAAGGUGUUGUUUAUAUAUUUAAUUUGAGAAGAUCCAUUAUUGUACACAAAUUAUUUGUUAAUGGUACUACCGAAAAUAUUAAAGGUGUAUGCUUUCAUCCUAGUAAUAAUUUAAUCAUAGCACAGAGUAGUGAUAAUAUUACAUGUUUAUGGAAAAAAAUUAAUAUAUCUGGAGAUAGCAAAAAUUAUUGUGGUAAUUUUUAUGAGAAAAAUAUAAAAACGAAUAUAAAUGAGGAUUUUAUAAUAAAUGGAAUGAAUAAUAUGAAUAAUAAUAUGUCUCAUUAUACAUAUGACAAAAAAAGAAGUAUACAACAUAAUGAUUUUGUAACUUCUACACAACCAUUAACAAGAGAAUAUUUUCAUUAUAUAUAUGAAGAAAAUAUGAAUAAAAAAUAUAAAAAUAUAGAUACUCCUACUAUUCGUCAUAUUUACUUUGAUACAUUUGGUAAAUAUGCUAGCAUCACUCAUAUUCCUAAUAAUGGGCGAAAUUGUGGAAUCUUAUUAAAAAUUAAAAAUAACGAAAAAAUUAAUAGAAAUAGAAUAUUUCUGGAUGGACAUGGAAGUUGUAUACGACUAGCCAAAAUAGGACAGAAGGUAUUUAUCGAUGUUCAAAAAAAAAAAUUAUACAGUUUGUAUUGUCAAUGUAGUGAUAACGGGGUUAUAUCGUUCUGGAAAAUCUUUCUGAAGAGAUUGAAGAGAAAAUCGUCAUCUUAUAUGAAAGAUAUUAAUAAUAUGAACAGUGUAAACACCGUGAAUUUUAAGAACAGUGCAAACACCGUGAAUUUUAAGAACAGUGCAAACACCAUGAAUAUUAAGAACAGUGCAAACACCAUGAAUAUUAAGAACAGUGUGAUUUGUUUAAAUGAGGACAAAAAAAAUUUUAAUAAAUAUUCAGUGGAAAAAAAAAAAUCGAUAUUAAAAAGAAAAAAGAAAAUGAAUAAAUAUGCACGUUGUUUUUUAAUUAUUCAGAAUCUUUUAGAAGAGCAGACAUGUGCUGUGGAUUUAAGUUGGUCAGAAAAAUAUGAUCAAUUAGUUAUUGGAGCAUCUAAUGGAUCUGUAUAUAUAAUACAAUUAGACGUUUUUAAAUUACGAUUAAAACCAUUUUAUUAUAAUAUUAAAAUAGAUAUAAGUAAUAUAGGUCCGGAUUAUGAUAUGAUCGAAAAAGAAAUAGAAUUCAAGGUUGUAAAACCAAAACAAAUAAAAGAUAAUUAUCAGCAUGUAGAUAAAAAAGUUAAGAAUAGAAUAACACCCAAAAUUAAAUAUUUAUAUGAUGAAUAUGGUAAUAUAAUUGAACAUAACAACAGCAACAACAACAACAACAACAACAAUAAUAAUAAUAAUAAUAAUAAAUAUAAUAUUAAACAUAAUAAUAAUAAUAAUAAUAAAACACCAGAUGUUAUCCACAUUUUAAAUUGUUCUGUUUAUUCAUUUUGUAAACAAUUAACAGCAACAGAUUCUCUCUCCAAAUUAUUAGAUGAGAGAAAACAAUAUUCAUACAAAAGUAAUUAUAAGAACAGAUGUAACUUUUAUGAUAACCCAUGGUGUCAUAUAAAAUUUUCAUCUAUUGUAAAUAUAUUACUCUAUAUAUUUAUGAAAGUUAUAAAAAGAUUUAUAAAAUCUUUUGUAAUUCUUAUUUAUUCUGAUGUAUAUACAGUGUUCCAUAAGACUUUACCCAUAUUAACUUCUACGGACAUUAUUUCUCAGGGUAAUAGUAAUAACGUAUGUCGUGUUCAUAAGUACGAGGUAUCUCAUAAGUACGAGGUAUCUCAUAAGUACGAGGUAUCUCAUAAGGACGAGGUAUCUCAUAAGUACGAGGUAUCUCAUAAGGACGAGGUAUCUCAUAAGUACGAGGUAUCUCAUAAGUACGAGGUAUCUCAUAAGUACGAGGUAUCUCAUAAGUACGAGGCAUCUCAUAAGGACGAGGCAUCUCAUAAGGACGAGGCAUCUCAUAAGGACGAGGUAUCUCAUAAGUACGAGGCAUCUCAUAAGGACGAGGCAUCUCGUAACGACUCCCCAAACGAUUCUAGGGAUUCACACAAUAGAAAUAAUGAUAAUAAUGAUAAUAAUAAUAAUAAUAAUAAAAACAACAACAACAAUAAUAAUAAUAAUAAUAAUAAUAAUAAUAAUAAUAAUAAUAAUAAUAAUAAAAAUAAUAGUAACACCGGUGGAGGUGGGAACAACAACAAUAAUAACAAUAAUAAUAAUAAUAAUAAUAAUAAUAAUAAUAACAAUAAUAAUAACAAUAAUAAUAAUAAUAAUAAUAACAAUAAUGAUGAUGAUAAAAAAAAAAAAAAGAAAAAUGCUAUAUUUAAAGGGGAAAAAAGAAAUAGCCUUAGUAACGAUAAUAGUUUAGAUGAUGACCCUAACACAGAAAAAAAAACAAAAUCGGUGAAAAGUAAAAAAAUAAGUAAACCGAUCAUUUCAAAUGUUACGAAUAUAAUAAAUAGUAAUAUGAACAAAAGUACCAUAAACAGUAACAACUUCAGCAGCAACAAUAAUAAUGAUAAUAAUAAUAAUAAUAAUAAUAAUAAUAAUAAUUGUAGUAAUAGUAAAAUUUUUAAGGAUGCAAAAACAAAUAAAAACUCGAAGAAAAAAACAGAAACAAAUAAUGAAUUGUAUACUUUAAAAAAUAGGAACGACAUGUCAAAUGAUGAAAUGCUUACAGGGGAUAGUAUAAAAAAUGUUGUGCAAGCAAGUAUUGAAAACAAAAAAAUUCCUAGUAAUAAUAACACUCCAGGUAACAACAAUAAUUUGGGUAACAACAAUAAUUUGGGUAACACCAAUAAUUUGGGUAACAUCAAUAAUUUGGGAAACACCAAUAAUUUGGGUAACAACAAUAAUUUGAGUAACAACAAUAAUUUGGGUAACAACAAUAAUUUGGGUAACAACAAUAAUUUGGGUAACAACAAUAAUAUGAAUAACCUCAAUAAUGAUCUUAAAGAUGAUGAUUAUUAUUUUGAGAGUUUUACAAAUUAUUUAAGGGAAUAUGAUACGUUAGAUUCAACCAAUAAUCAAGUUAAUUUAAGAAUUCUAGACAUAAUAAGAAAUAAUUAUAAUAAGGAAAAUAAUAAAGAUAUGUAUGAAUCUACCAUUCCAAUAGUUACACAACCCUUUUGUAAUUAUGAUGAUAUUAAUAAAAAGAAUAAUCAUGGAUUUGCCUUAUUUAAUAUUGAGAAGACAUUCAAUGUAACUAAAGUUGUUGAUUUGAGUAAAGAUAAAGGUGGAGAGAAAAAAAAAGUAAAUAAAAAGACAGAUUCAAGUGAAAAAAGGGAUAAACCAAAGGAUACCAAUUACAAAAAAAGGGAUAGUAAAUCAAAGGAUUCAGUAGACAAAAAAAAAGGUGAGAGUAAACAAAAAGAUAAUAAUGAAAAAAAAAGAGAUAGUAAAGGCAGUCCUACAAAUGAUAAAAAGAGGGAUAAUAAAACUAAUGGAAUCCACGAUAAAAGGAAGGAUACAAAAAGGGAUAUGAAAAAUGUAAAUAAAGAAAUGGACAUCGAACAGAAUAAAGAAAUGGACAUCGAACAGAAUAAAGAAAUGGACAUCGAACAGAAUAAAGAAAUGGACAUCGAACAGAAUAAAGAAAUGGACAAUGAACGGAAUAAAGAAAUGGACAAUGAACAGAAUAAAGACAUGGACAAUGAACGGAAUAAAGAAAUGGACAAUGAACAGAAUAAAGACAUGGACAAUGAACGGAAUAAAGAAAUGGACAACGAACAAAUUAAUGAAGAAAUAAAAAGUCCAUCCAAAAAUAAAUGUACUUUUGAAAAUAUAAAUGAUCCUAACGAUUUAACAAAAACUUUAAAUAAAACAUCUAUUAUAGAUUCUAAUUCUUCUGUAAGAAAAGAUAAAAAUAAAUCCAUAAAUAUAAAUUCUAAUACGUAUUGUAAUGUCGAGUGUGGUAUGGAAUCUAAUGUAUAUUCAAAUGCAGAAUCUGUCGUACAUUCUAAUAUAGAAUCUAUUACGUAUUCUAAUGCAGAAUCUAAUGUACAGUCAGAUGUGGAUAAAGGAACAUCUACAAAAAAUGAAAAAAAGGAAGAGAAAAAUAAAAAGAAAAUCACAACAACAACAACAAAAAAAAAAAAUAAUAAUGAUGAUAAUUCAGAUAUGGAAUGGGAAAAUUUCAAUCCACAAUUUACAAUAUUCAAUACUUUUGAACCUAAUGAAGAUAUGUUUCUUUCUAAAGAAAAACAUGAUACUUCAAAUGAUGGAGAAAAAACGGGUUCUAAUAAUAUGCAAAAAAAACAAUCCAAAAGAAAAAGUCUAGAUAAUACAAAUGAUAAUAAGAAACAUAAUAAUAAAAAUAACAUUAAUAAUAAUAAGAAAAAGAAUGAUGCUUUUUUUUUAUCAAAUGAAAUUCAUAAUAAUAAAAACAAAAAUAAAAAUAUGAAUCAUACAUCCAUUUUACAGUCGAAUGAUGAAAAUAACGACAUGCUUAAUAAAAAUGAUCAUAUAGAUUUGUUACAUAUGGAAAGUCAAACAUAUGAUAACAUGCGUUCCUCUGACAAGAAAUAUGGAGACAAAAACGUUUAUAUGAAGAAAAAGGAAACUGAUGAAUUUGAGCAGGAAGAAGAACAUGUCGGUGAUAAAAAUUAUAGAGGUAGUAAAUACAAUAGAGCAAAUGAAAAAUAUGGAGAUGAUAAAAAAUUAAAAAAUGAUGAACAACAUGUUGAUGCUCAUUAUAUGCCUUAUGAGCAUAACGUUGAAAAUAACAAAAUGAAAAAUCAAAAGAAAAGAAUGUUUUCCAACGAAGAAAAUAUGAAUAGAUUCGUAAAACAAGAAGACGGAUAUUCUAAAAAAUGGAAACAUGAUUCUGUGAAUACAUAUUCUUAUGAUAAAGGAGAACAUUAUGAUAUAAAUUACAGCAGAAAGGAAGUGCUUGGAAAUCAAUGUAUAGAAAAUAAUGAUGACUUUAUGGAGAAUUUUAAAGAAUCAAGAAAUGUUUAUAAUAUAGAACCAAACAAAAAUGAUGAUACAUAUGAAAGGAGAAGUAUGGUUAGACAAAGAUAUAUGGAGAAUGAAAAGGCACAGGUACAUGAUAUAUAUAAAAAAUAUUAUGAACAAGAAGAAAAUAAUGAAGAGGAACAUGAUUUGAAUCAAUAUGAUCAUCCAUAUAAUAUGAAAAAAAGAAAAUAUGUUUCAAAUUUUUAUAAAAAUGAUGAGGUUAUGUUACAUGAUAAUAUAAUACAACAGGAUAAUAUGUAUAAUGAUACUUUACAAAAUAAUAAGAAUUAUAUAAUGCAAAGUCGUUCUAAUUAUAAUGUUGAAAUGUUUAAUAAAAAUAAUAGGUUAGAGGAUUGUGAAGAAAUGCGUGAUAUAAAGAAACAUAAGAAGAAUGACAUGAAAAAAAAUAAAAAUAAUAAAAAUAAUAAAAAUAAUAAUAAUAAUAAUAAUAAAGAAAAAGAUGAUAAUUAUAAUAUAAAAAAUACGAAUGAAAAGAUGAUAAAAAAUGAAAAAGAUAAUUGUAAUAAUAUAGAAAAUGUACAUUAUAAAAAAAUUAUGGAUAAAAUAUUCAUUUUAGACAAUAGAUAUGAAAAUUGUCGUAUAUGUUGUUUACAUGAAAAUGCUUUAAUAAAAAAAAAAAAAAAAGAAAAAGGAAAAAUAUCCCAAAAUAACCAUAUAUAUAAUGAGUAUAAUAUAUUAUGGCAAGAUGAGUUAUUAGGACGAAUGAUUAAUUAUAUCUUUGACAAUUAUUAUAUAUAUAUAAUAACAAAUAAUAAUACAUGUCAUACAUCAUUAUUAAGUAUAUAUAAUUUAGAGAGCAAAUUAUUAUUAGAUAAUUUUGUGAUACCUUUAGAAAAUGUGUGUGGAAUAAAUAUAAUAAAAACAUUUUAUCUAGAUAAUAGUAAUAUGUAUAUAUUUUUUUAUAUAUAUAAUAUAAAUGGUUUAUAUUAUAUAUAUCAAUUUUAUAAUUAUAGUAUUAUAACAUUAUUAUAUUCUUUUAGUAUAUCGGAAUUAAAUACAAGUGUUGAAUGUAUAAAUAUGAGUAUUAUUGAAAAGUUAGAAAAUAAUAUAUCUAUAGGAAAGAAGCAAAAAUUAUAUUUAAGAAAUUAUAAGAAUCAAUUUUUAGUUCCAAAAAAAACACAAAUAAAAACCAAAUUAGAAAACGAUAAAAUUGGAAGUAAUAUAAAGAAAAACAAUCAUAUUAGUUUUAUAGAUGAUAAGAAAAAAAAAAAAAAAAAAAAAAAUGAUGUAAUAAAAAAUAAACCAAAUAUUAAAGAAAUUAAAAAAUUAAUAAAAUAUAUAACAUUUUAUAAUAAUCAAAAUGAAAAUCAUAUAUUAUUGAAUAAUAUGAAUGCAAAUUCAUUUAAUGAUUAUAAUAACUUGGGAUUAAAUCAAAUUACACUUUUAAAUAAAAAAAAAAAAAAAAAAAAUACAAAUGGUAAUAAUAAUAACAGUAAUAAUAAUAAGUGUAGUCGUCGCAAACGUUAUAACAUUAAAAAAGAUAUAAAUAAAAAAAAUAUAUUUAAUGAUAAUAAUUAUAGUCCUUCCAAUUCAUUAUUAAAAACUAAAAUGAAAAAGAAAAUAUAUAAUAAAAAAUAUACACAAUUAAAAUCCCACUCACCUUUAUUUGGUACUAAGAAUUAUAUAAAUAUAACAAAUUCUUUAAGACCAUCAUGUUGUAAUGAUAAGAAUCAAUUUCAUAUAUUAAGACGUAUGCCAAUAUCAAAAAGUGGUGAUGAUGUAAAUUUGAUUAAUAAUGAAAAACGAAACAAAAAAAUGAAAACAAAAAAUGUAGCAUUAGGAAAAAAGAGUUAUAUAAAUGAAUUUUUUAAUAAAAAUAUACAUGGAUAUGAUUUAAUAUAUGAUUUUAUAUAUAGGAAAAAAUCCUUUUUUUAUAGUUACAUGUGUAUAUAUAUUUUUUUAAAAAAUGGACAUAUAUACUUAAUAAGAAGAAAUCUAAUGACAAAAGAUAAGGAUGAACGUUUUAUUGAAUUUAAUGAACAUAUAUCUCAGAAUAAUGGUAUAACCCUUAUAUCACGUCUGGAUAAUAUUUAUUAUGACAAGUCUUUAUAUUGCGAUAUUGAUUUGCGACAUGGAAAAGACGACACCGAAGAAGAUUACCUUGGUAAUAAUAUAUGUGGUAAUAAUAUAUGUGGUAAUAAUAUAUGUGGUAAUAAUAUAUGUGGUAAUAAUAUAUGUGGUGAUAAUACAUGUGAUGAUAAUAUUUAUCAGCAAUACCAUUCCGAUAUAGAAGAACAUACAUAUUCAUAUGAUGAUCCUCAUGAUGAUAAACAUAAUGAGAGACGAAGGACGUUAAGGUGGAGAGGUUACAAAGAUGCAAAAUUAAAUUCUCCUUUUGUGGAUGAUUUAUUUUAUGAGAAACAAAAGUUGAAUAAAGAAUGUAAUCAGUUGAUAUUUAGCAGACAUUUAGAUAAGCAACAUUAUUUAUAUCGUCAAAAUAUUCAUUUAUUUGACAAUUUACAAGAAAUACAAAAAAGAGGGAUGAGAAAUGUUUUUACUUAUGGAAACUUUUUUAACAUAUAUAAUUUCGAUUUGAAAAAAUUAUUAUUAUCUGAAAGAAAAAUAAAAAAAACUAAAAAUAAGAAAGAAGAUUAUUUUCAAGAUUAUCUUCAAGAUUAUCUUCAACGUGAACAUACAGAUGAAUUAAACAAAGAUAACAAGAAUAGCCUUGAACUACUAGAAGGUAAUGAACAUAACAUGAACUAUAAAAUAAAUAAAGAAAACGUAGAUAGUGUACAAAUUAUCGAUGAUACAGAACAUUUUAAUAAUGUCGAAGAAAAGGAAAAAGAAAAAAAUAAAGGUUCCUAUUUUAUGAAGAAUUAUAAUGUUUCAAAAAAAUUAAAUAAUGAAACACUUAAGGAAGAUGAUAAUAUAUAUAAUAUACAUUUAGAAGAUCAUAAUAAAAUAGAAGAUAUAUAUAAUCAGAUUUCAUAUAAUGAAUAUGAACCAAAUAAUCUAAAACCAUCACGCAUACGUCCUAAAUUAAUAAGAACAAAUUCGUUACCAGCAACAUUGUCUUCAUCCUUUUUAACAGGAACACAAUCCAACUCUUUAAUAAAUCAAAAUGAUCACAAGGAUUUUUUUAGUUCAUCAUAUUCAUCAUCAAACGAUAUUACAUCUGAUAUAUUAACAGCACCAUCUUGUAAUUUGGAAUCUGAUGAGGAAUCUGAUGAGGAAUCUGAAGAGUUCCAUGAUAUAACAUCAUCGAAUUUUUUAUCUGACACAUCUGUUGAUAUGUCACAAGAUAUAUCCCCUGACAUGCCACAUCCUAUUCCUCCUCGCGUUUGUAAGAACUCUACCUUAGGAAUCCAAGUGAAGAAGGAAAAAAACAAAAGUGAAGAAAGAGAUGGUAGAAAAGGAAAGAGAAAGGGAAAGAAAAAGGAGAGUUUAUCAAAUAAUAAAAAAAAUAAUAAUAGUAAAGAACAAAUUAAAAAGAAGGGAUAUAAUAAUAAAAUGAAGAAUAAGUCUUUAAAAGAUAAGCCAUAUGUUGAUGAUGAUAAUGUUCCACGUCCUUUUACAGUAUUUAAUAAAUUUGUAUAUAAAAAUUUCCCAGAUAUUUAUAAUUGCUUACAAACCUGGAAUAAACAAGAUACAGAUAUAAAAACAAAUAAAUUAUCUAAAGAAAAUGUUUAUGUAAAAACAAUAAAAUAUUUAGAACUACAAAUGAAAUAUAGUAUAUAUAUAAUGAAUAAAAAAGCAUUUUUAAAUUAUUUAUAUAUUUAUUUUAAAUUCUUAGUAGAAUAUUUAGAUAUAUCAAGAAUUCAUCAAACCUUCUUAUAUUUUAUUCAUACAACAUUAAAUCAUUGCCAAAAAUAUUUCUCAAACUUUGAUAUUUAUUUUCAAAAUAUUCAAUCACCUUAUUGGAGUGAUACAAAUUCAUUAUUAACUAUGAAUGUGCAUUUCUUCUUUAUAGUCUUAUUUGCUUAUUAUAAUUUUCUUGUACCCUUAUAUAUACUCUUAUGUAGAAAAGAAACCAAAAAAAUCUAUUACUCAUUUUUAAAAUUUAUAAAGGAAAUGCAAAAUGCCAUUUUUUAUAUUCAAAAAAUAUUCCACAAUCAUUUCCACGAGUUAUGUUUAUAA
Messenger RNA from Plasmodium falciparum 3D7, 9630 nucleotides. Its product is annotated as putative WD repeat-containing protein. NCBI's taxonomy places the organism in Eukaryota, Apicomplexa, Aconoidasida, Haemosporida, Plasmodiidae. Gene Ontology annotation, biological process: DNA replication-dependent chromatin assembly. The record is from RefSeq and is a predicted model, not a curated record.